Amaranthus tricolor (Joseph's coat) is the source of this 2265-nucleotide messenger RNA. Its product is annotated as scarecrow-like protein 3. The record is from RefSeq and is a predicted model, not a curated record. Gene Ontology annotation, biological process: regulation of DNA-templated transcription. Gene Ontology annotation, cellular component: nucleus. Lineage: Eukaryota; Viridiplantae; Streptophyta; Magnoliopsida; Caryophyllales; Amaranthaceae. Gene Ontology annotation, molecular function: DNA-binding transcription factor activity; sequence-specific DNA binding. The transcript has a single exon. Bases 681 to 2048 code for a protein of 455 amino acids.
UUUCUCAUAAAUUCCAUAUUCUCCUGUUUAAUUUUAGAAAAGAGUAGAAAGAAAGAAAGAAAGAACAAGAAACCAAAUCAGUUGACGACAAAAACUACUACCACGCAUUGUCUACUAACGUACCCUUCCCCAAUUGUGGAGUCCUUCAAAGCACACCCAUCUUGAACCCUUUUCUUCCCCCUCUUCUUAUUCUUCUCUUUUAUCUCUCUCAACAAUUUCUUACAAAAAACAACAUAAAUCCCCAUCAUUUUUUAUUAAUCUUUUAUUUGAUUUGAUAAAAAAAAAAACACAGGAAAUUACUCAAAGUUUGAGACAAUUAGAAAUUUCUUUGGGGCUUUUGAUGGGUUUUGAGUGAAUUACAAAUCCCAUAAAGGUUUUUGUUUAAAUAAAUCAAUCAAGCCAUCUUUCAAGCUUUUUUAUGGUAGAUUCCUCUGUUUUUCUUUUGUUUUCUUAUUAAAUCAGAUCUAUCUUGUUGUUGAAGUUUCAGUUUUUUUCUGUUUGGUUUGAUUUUGCUGAGUUUAAAGAGGGAAUUUUUUGUCUUUGACUAGAGAAUUCUACUUUGAUUAGUUCUUCCUUUGAUUAUUUUGAUAAUUUAAUCAUAGUAAUUGAUCCCUUUUGUGUUUUGAUUUUUUGGGUUUUUAUUAGUAUAAAGUUAAGAACUUUUUGGGUGUAAUUUGUGAAUGGGACCAAUGCUUCAAGAUGAUGGAUCAUCUGUAACAUCUUCAUCACCCCUUCAAUUUUUCUCAAGAAUGUCCCCAAAUUUAGGUUCUCCAAACCCUUGGCUCAGAGAAUUAAAACCUGAAGAAAGGGGUCUUUACUUAAUACACUUAUUACUCAGUUGUGCAAAUCAUGUAUCUACUGGUAACCUAGAUAAUGCAAAUUUAGCCCUUGAACAAAUUUCCCAUCUUGCAUCCCCAGAUGGUGAUACAAUGCAAAGAAUUGCUGCUUAUUUUGCUGAAUCUUUAGCUGAGAGGGUUCUAAAAUCAUGGCCUGGUUUGUUUAGAGCUCUUAAUUUCACUAGAAUGCCUGUUGUUAGUGAGGAAAUUCUUGCUAGGAAGCUGUUUUUUGAGUUGUUUCCAUUUUUAAAGCUUGCUUUCGUUGUAACGAAUCAAUCGAUUCUCGAAGCUAUGGAGGGUGAAAAGAUGGUUCAUAUAAUUGAUCUUAAUGCCUCAGAGCCAGCCCAAUGGAUUGCCCUUAUUCAGGCUUUGAGUGCUAGACCUGAAGGGCCUCCUCAUUUGAGAAUUACUGGUGUUCAUCAACAAAAAGAAGUCUUAGAUAAAGUAGCUCAUAGGUUAACUGAGGAAGCUGAGAAAUUGGAUUUGCCCUUUCAGUUUAAUCCUGUUGUUAGCAAGUUAGAGAACCUAGAUGUCGAAAAGCUUCGUGUUAAAACCGGGGAGGCUUUAGCUAUUAGCUCGGUUCUUCAAUUGCAUACCCUUUUGGCUUGUGAUGAUGAUUCUCUUAGGAAGAUAAACUCUUUGGCAUUGUUAAAUCAUAUGAAUGGGGUUGGUAAUGGUAAUAGACGUAGUAGCCCGAGUAACGAUUCAGCUUCCUCGUCACCUACAUCGAUCAAUGCUUCAACGAAAAUGGAUGGUUUUCUUGCUUCUUUGUGGGGGUUAUCCCCGAAAAUUAUGGUGAUAACCGAGCAAGAUUCAAAUCAUAACGGGUUUGGACUAAUGGAGAGAUUAUCCGAGGCAUUGUAUUUUUAUGCUGCAUUGUUUGAUUGCUUGGAGAGCACCGCGUCUAGAUCAUCCCCCGAGAGAAGGAAAGUCGAGAAGAUGCUACUUGGUGAAGAGAUCAAGAAUAUAAUCGCGUGUGAAGGGGGGGAAAGAAGAGAAAGGCACGAGAAACUCGACAAGUGGAUGCAAAGGCUCGAUAUGGUUGGAUUCGGAAGCAUCCCUUUGAGCUAUAUGGGUAUGUUGCAAGCACGACGAUUGCUACAAGGACCGAAUUGUGACGGGUAUAGGAUCAAGGAAGAGAACGGAUGUGUCGUUAUUUGUUGGCAAGAUCGACCUCUUUUUUCUGUAUCAGCAUGGAGAUGUAGAAGAUGAAGAUUGAUUCAAUUGGAUAGAGUUUGUGUGUGUUGUUCAUUUAGUUUGUUUUCAAUCUUGUAUGAGACAAGUUUUGUUAAACAGCAGAUGUAUACCAGUAAAUCAUGAGGAAUAGCCUUUUUAGUAGUCUCUUCAAGCAUUACCUUCUUUUUUUGGUGUGUAUAUUGUAUGAUGUAUCAGUUUGUGUAAGUUAAUUCUACUACCAUAAUUUAAGUAA